Molecule: messenger RNA, 6453 nt
Organism: Ichthyophthirius multifiliis
Lineage: Eukaryota; Ciliophora; Oligohymenophorea; Hymenostomatida
Exons: 7
Source: RefSeq, a predicted model, not a curated record
AUGUAAAAAUAAAAUAUUUAAUAUAGCACCAUAAAACAAGGAAAAAUUCCAAUCCAAAAUACUAUAGCAAAUAAAAAUAAUAAUGCUGACUACACAUUUUAAUUUAUUCCCGAAACAACCGUUCCAUCUGGCGGUAUUUUACAAAUAUAAUUUCCUUCCUAAUAUAAUCCGGGUUUAGGAAUAGUAGCAUUAUCAAAUAUUUGCGACCGCCCCUGCACAAUAACUGAUAAUACAGUAACCUUUGAAUUUUCUGAAGAAAUAUUAGGCAAUAUAGAAAUUUAAGUUUCCAUAUAUUAAGUAUUAAACCCCUCCAUAACAGGCGGUACAGGUAGUUUUUAUGUCCGAACAUACAAAGGAGUGAAUUUGUUUGAUGAAAACCUUAUUUUUGGAGAACUUGGAAUAGCUGGGGAUAUAAAUACUUUAAUUUCAACAACUGUAAAAGUGGAUUCCUCUGGAACAUAGGCCGCAGGAGAAUCGACUAAAUACAAUUUCGCGUUUAAAACAGAUUAAGAUAUCCCCAUGAGCUCAUACAUAGAGUUAUGGAUCCCUUCUCGAGCAGGUAACUACCUUAGUUCAGAUUCUCCUUACGAUUUUGAAAUUUCUGAUAACCCUUCAUGCUCUACCUACCCUAUUAAUGGCAUAAAUAUUAAAGCUUAGAUAUAAUGCGAGAAAGUCAAGGGAAAAUAGAUAAUUUAAAUCACAGGACUUCUUGCAGAUUUGAAAGCAGGGUCAGAUGUUGGUAUUAGUGUUUCGAUGACUAAUCCAAAAAUUUCUCUUUUUACAAAUGAUGCGUAUUAGAAUGAAAGAUUUAGAAUUGUAGUGUUUCGUAUCGGUACAAAAGUGGUUUAUGGAUGGAGUAAUCCUAUAAAUGGAUUUUAAAUUACAACGGGAAAAAUGCAAUAUGUGAGAUUUUAUAAAAAACUAAAUAAUGCAGUUGAGGCUAAAGGAAAAAUCAUUGAUUAUUAUCUCAAAAUACUGCCCAAAAAUCCAUUACCUAAAGGAUCUUUAUUAUAAAUAAAAUUUCCUUCUCCCAAUUUUUUUUUUUAAAAAGAUGUUGAUUAAAAAUCCUCUUUUUAAAUUCUUUAUGGGCUAGAAGAUGAUACAUCAAGUAAUAAUUCUAUUUUAGAAGAUUUCAGUUCAAGCGGUGAUACUAUAUAAUUAUCAAAUUAUGCAGAAUGUCUUAUUCCUACAGAAAUAGCCUUUUUUUUAAGAAUAUAACUACCUGAUUUAUAAGGAAAAACAAAUCCUAUUGUAAUAUCCACAUUUACGGAUUCUUCCAAAAAUGUAAUCAUAGAUAUGGAUUCUACUUAAGCUUUUACAACUGUAUUAGAUAUAAACUCAUCAAAUUUAUAAAUAUUAUCUAAUAAUAUGGGGCCAGAAAGAUAUUAUUAAGCGAAUUCAUAAAUAAAGUUUUCUUAUAAUUUCACCCCUUCAGCUCUAUUGAUAGGUUCGACAAUAUAUCAAUUAACAUUUCCUGAAUAAUUUACAAUAAAAACAAUAAUACUACCAUCAUAUUGCUCCAUUUAAUAACAAGGAGUUUCUUUUGAAUCUUUCCGAUGUAAAAAGUAAGAUCAAAUAAUAUAUUAUUAUUAAAAAGCGAACAACUUACUUUCUAAUGGCGUCUUAGCAUCAAUGCAAUUAUAAUUUGGAGCAAAUACAUUCAUAGACUCUCCGAUUUACGAGGGUGUAUUUUUAAUUGAUGUCGCAAUAUUUUAACCAGAUGGUUUUACUUACGUUUAAAGUUUUAGUUUAGUAGUAAUCAUAUAUCCAGAACCUAUUUAAAGAAUAAAAACUCUUUAAUAUAUGAAUUUUAACAACCCAGAUUUAGUGUCAAUUCGAAGUGGUAUAAUUGAAAUUGAAUUAAAGACCUAAUCAUUGAAAUUAAUCGAAGGUAAACCUAAAUUAAAACCCACAGACCCUUAAGGGUAUAUUGAUGUGGUAUUUGUUGAUAAUUAUGAUAAUUUUCCGGACGUUUCAGUAUAUAAAGUAGGCGAUAGUUUUCCUUGUAAAAACAUAGAGGGUAUUUUCCCCCUUAUAAACUAGUAAAUAAACUGUGUUUUAUUAGAAGACUAUGAUAUAAAUCCUAGUUAUGGUACAAUAUCUGCAACAAAACGGAAGAUAGUAAGAAUGUAAAAUUUCAAAGAAAUAGGUAUAAACUCAUUAAUAAAAUUCCAUUUAGUGAAUAUUUUAAAUCCUAGACCAUCUGCAUCACCCGCUAUAUCAGAUGAUGGGACUAUACGAGUACUAUUAAAAACUAAAACAAACAGAAGGGAAAAAAUAAUUAAUAUUUCAGAUCUCUUGACUGUUAAAUAUAAGACUAUGGCAGCCUCAAGCCCUCCUAGUUUAAGUAAUAAAGACUAUAUUAAAUUCUAUCCUUAAAAACCUAUAUAAUAAGAAUGGUUUGCUUUAAUUUUCUUCCUAGAUUUAACUCUAGUAUUAGAAGUUGGAGACAAAUUUAUCAUUUAACUUACUAAUAUAGUUGAUUUAGGUUUUUUUCCAGAAAAUGAAAGCAUUACAGUAGAAAUAGCCGCUUAAAAUAUUAAUUCAAUUACUAAUCCAUAUAUUUAAACAGGCACUUAUAUAUAAAAAGCAGUAUUUUAUAAUGAUUUAAAUUGGCUACUUUUAGAAAUUAUAAAUGUAGACAAAACCACAAACAAUCUAACUGGGAAUCUAGUAGUAAUCCUAAAAAAUUUAAUAUGGCCUCGAUAUUAUUUAAAAUUCGAUAAAAUUAUAUAUAAAUAUCUACCAGUAGACUCAUCGAAAGUUCAAUCAUCUAAUAUAUCUUAAGUUUCAGUUGGAAACCAACCCCUUUCCCCUUCAUACGCAGAAUUUGUAAAAGUGGAAAUUCUCGUCCCUUUCAAAGCCCCGAACUAGCCUGGAGUUUAUUUCGAAAUUAUAUGCACGCCUUCAGUAGAUCAUCCUGAUAAUUUCCGUCUUUUAUUAACUUUCGAUUCUAAUUAUAAACUAACAUCAAGUAUUCCAAAACCUAUUUUUUCAAUUCCUUAAUUAAAACCUUUUGAUAAAACUUAGAUUAAAUAUAAUUUCUAUAACUCAUACACAGUAGAAUUCACUAAUAUAGCUUUUCACCCUAAAUACGCCCCUUUUAAAAUAAUUUGUGAAGGCAUCAAAAAUCCUAAUUAAAACCCAACUACAACUUCUCUGAAUUGGAAAAUUUAAACUUAUGUAGAUUCAUUUAUAGAAAAUGAAACAUAAACUGUAUAUAAUAAAAUAAUAAAUAAAUAUGGUGCUUUUACGUUCGGUGAUCCUUUUUCUCCUGAUAUAAUAAUAUAUUAAGGGAUUAAUGCUUUUCCUAGAAAUGCAAUAGAAAAAUCUAUUUAUACUAUUUCCUUUAUCCCUUCUUAAUCUUUUCUUAAAAAAACUAUUAUAGAAGUUUAAUUUCCUUCGUCAGAUUACCCUAUUCUACCUAAUCCUCCUAUAUGUUCUCUUUCUGGUGGUCUCUCCACUAUGGAAAGUUGUAUUUUAAAAAAUGCUGAUACAUAUUAAAUUAUAACAGACACUUAAUAUGAUUCCGGAGUUAUUUAUUUUUCAAUUAAAAAUAUUUAAAAUCCCCUUUUACCUAAGACUACUUAACCUUUUUCAAUUAAAAUUAUCUAUGACGGCACUAUAAUUAACGACACAGACUCUUCCUCAACAAUAAAUCGUACAAUUGUCAUCAAAAACCCCACAAACAGACUAACAUGUUCCAUAUAAUCUUUUAUCCCUAAAAAUGAGGCUGAAAAGUCCACUUAUACUUUCAACAUUCUUCCCACCACUGCCCUAACCUCUAAAAGCUUAAUCUAUAUAGAAUUCCCUCAAAACUAUGACCAAAAUCUCGGCCGAGAAACCCUAAAAUGUACAUCAAUACAAGGUCUUAAUAAAGAAAUAGGCUGUUCAAUAAAAUAAAGGAUAAUAACUCUUUUUGGAAUUACCAAAUAUACCCCAUCCCCUUCAAAUCAUAUAAUAUUAGCAAUUUCGGGAAUUAUAAACCCAAAUUUGAUUCCUCCUCCUGCAGUUUUGGGAUUUUUUAAAGUCGGAACUUAUAAUAUUUACGAUGAUUUUUUUAUCGAUUUUAAAUCGGAUAUUCCUGCCCAAAACACACUCUAGGCCCCUACUUGGUUAAAUAUGAAAUAAAUGAAAUCUUCGAACUAAUAUAUUAGAGUAAACGCGGAUUAUGAAAUGCUCUUCUAUAUAGGAACCGGUAAUGAUAAAUUACCAUCUUAUUAAAGUAAUAAAGGAGAAAUUAAAGUCUAGUUUCCCCAAUAAUAUGACAUUUUAUAAAAUUUAAAUGGAGCUUGUAGUUCUGAUAAAAUACUUUCAGCUGAUAUUAAAUGCUAGUUUAAGGAAAACGAAGUCUAGGUAUGGGGAAAAGAUGCAAUUGAAGGCCAAGAAAUUAAAUUAGUUGUUUAAAAUGUUCCAAAUCCAAUAGAAGAAGGAUAUAUAGACAGUAUAGUAAUUAAAACUUUCGAUGGGACAAUUUAAAAAAUUAUAUAGAAAACUUUCCUUAAUUUAGAUCCUACGAACCUUUCUUUUACAGUACCAGGGCCAAUUAUUACUGUAAAUGAAGAUUAAACUAUUAUAUUAGAAAGAGGAACUGUAAGUAAACCUAUUAAGGUUGGAGUGGAAUAUCCCUGUGCUUAGAAUUUAACACUAACAGCUACAUUUUCAUAAAUAGGAAUUGAUAUUAUACCUGAAAAAAUAUCACUUAAUGUAGGCGAUUUAUAUGCAUAAUUCUAAGUUACGGUUGCAGAAAAUUAUAAUGGAGGAAUAUAUUAUAUAUAUUGGUAAAUAUAAGUUGAAACAAAUAAAGACUAAAAGUCGGAACCAUUAUUAUAUACAUUAAUAAAAAAAACAUAAAUUUAAGUAAAUAAUUAAAAUUUUAUAAUAUAUAUCAAUUAUAUACAUAAAUAGAUUACAUCUAAUAAAAAUAUACGUAUAGAUAUAAAUACAUUAUAAGAAAUCCCCAAAAACGGCUGGUCUUUGCCCAAUUUAGUCUAAACAGAUUACGCUCCAAAUGAAUAAGUUGAAAUAUAAUUAAGUUUUGCAGAAACAUAUAGUGGAAUUAGUUUAUCAACUUAUAAAUUAACACUUACUAAUAAAAUAUCUGGUUUGUAUUUUUAUUUAAAUUGCACUUAAAACAGUAUUAUUGAAAAAGGAAAAAUUAACCUAAAUUUAUAAGGAAAAAAUAAAGAUGUAUAUAUACUAAGUAGGACAACUUUAGAUUUUAUAAUAAUAAACGAAAUAACAGAAAUGCCUUUAAUAACAGAUUUAAUCAAUACAUAAACUAGCUAGACAAAAAUAGAUCUAAAUAUAGGAACAUCGGAAGUUUCUUAAGUUUUUUUCAUGUUAGCUUUAAAAGGAACUAAUGUUCCAAAAAUUGAAGAUGUACUUUAUUAAAAUAAGCCGCCUGUAGAAACCACUAGAUCAGUCUAUGGUAGUGCAAUUAUAGGAAAAACUAAUAAGGGAAUAGUAAAAAUUAAUAACUUGGAGGCUUAAGUAAUAUAUGCAGUUUAUGCUUAUGCAGUCAAUAGGGGUGGAAAAUGGAGUGAAUUGAAAACUUUUGAAUUUCAAACAUAAAAUAGAUAUCCAGCAGCUGAUUUUACAUUAUAAUUUAAUUAAGCAUAUUUAAAUUAAGCAGAAAAAGAUACUAUUAAAAAAUCUAUAGCUUUUAUUUUAAGUUUGAAUAAUAAAUAAGUAAUAGAAAAAAAGUAUAACUUAUAAUUUUCAAGUUUAAUUAGAAAUUUAUACUCGUAAACUACUUUUUUAUAUCUGUAAAUAUUUUCAAAUCCAUUAACAGAAAAUUUCCCCCCUCCUAUAAAAAUAAUAGAAUACUUAAAAAAAUAUUAAAUAAACAAUCUUUCCUAAAGAAUAAAUAAUUUAGAUUUAAACUAUUAAAUUCCUUCAUCAAAUUUCACUUUUUAUAAUGUUUCUCUUUUAGAAUCUCCUACAAUAGUAGAUACUUAAACAAAUUAAGUUACGAUUUAAAUUUCUCUAAAUAAUUAUGGCUGGGUUUUCAUGACUGCAGCUAAAACUAAUUAUGAUAAAGGUAAACCUAAAAAUUAAUAGAUCUUUUGGGGAUAUAAUUAAACAAAUUAUAUUGUACCGUCUAACAAUUUAGAAAUCGAAAUACCUUAUAAAAAAUAUAAUUAAACAAUAAUUAAUCUUGAAGAAAAUACAUAAUAUAAUAUAUAUAUGGUAAUAGGUAACAUACAUCCAGGAUAUCCUGAUCUAAAUAAUGAUGAUUAAAUUUAACUUAUUGACGCAAAAACAUUCUUUGUACCGAAAAGUUAAAAAAAAAAAAUAUAUAAAAAUAUAUAUUUAUAUAUAUAAAUAUAUUAAAUAUAUUUGUAUAUUUUAUUUUCAUUAAUAUAUUUUAUAGUACCUAAUUUAGAUCUUUAUGGAAAUUUUUUAGUGUUUAUUUUAAGUAAUAUUAUUAUUUAUAAUAUUUUAAUCUGA